AUGUCACGAAAGUCUCCAGCAGCAAUCUUUGGCAGUCAAAGUAUCGGUGCUGUCAUCAUCCCUGACGAGCUCCGAGAAUCUGUGCAGACCCUUAUCUCAGCAUCCGACAAGCACAUGCUUCAUGCCGAUGCUAAGCGUCUCUUCCUCGAAGAUGGUGUUGGGUGGGACGCCACCUACGAUAUCGAUUACAAGUCUCGAAAGCAGGCGGCUCGGCACUCGGAGCGAGAUGGAACUGCUUUCGUCUCAAUAGCACUCCCUGCUCACUACUCCGCAAUAUACUCUGUUCUUGAUCACACACGAAUAAGGCUAGGGCCUGAAUGGAACGUUGAUAUUGUAUUUGAUUGGGGUGCAGGGACCGGAACGUAUGUUUUCCAACAGAGUGGAUCGGAUGCACCCGAAUACGCACGGCUUAUCAACUCUACAAUUAAUAAAUACGUUGGCAUCGACAAACGUCAAGGUCUAGUCAGCAUCGGAAAGAGAGUAUUAGAAGCCGUCGAACAUGGCCAAUUAAACGCUCUCUGGCAGAAAGCGAUUCAUGACGAAGACAAGGUAGCGCGCGCCGACGGAGGCAAAACUCUGGCCCUCUCGGCGUUCCUACUUUCCUCCCUGUCUACCUCCCUUCAGAGAAAGGCAUUAGUCAAAGAGAUGUGGGAGAGUGGAGCCGAAGUCAUCGUUUUGAUCGAUCAUAGCACCCGUUCUGGUUUUUCAAAUAUCAUCGAGGCCAGGCAAUACCUUCUGAAUUUGGGAAGGCGCGAGGUUGAAGAUCUCAAAGCCGACGAUUCUCAAAUCAGAGGCUGUCAUGUUGUAGCACCGUGUCCGCACGAUGGUGCAUGCCCGCUGUAUCACUCAGAUUCCACUAGGCUAGUGUGCGGCUUUUCACAGAGAUUGCAAAGACCUCAAUUCGUGCGAAAGACCAAGCACUCUGGUACUGGCCACGAAGAUAUUGGAUACUCUUACGUGGUCAUCCGGCGAGGCCUCAGGCCACCCCGGCCGGAAAGUAAAGUGGGGAGAAUUGGAGAAAUCGGGAGUCGCGAAUUGGAGAAACUAGAAUCCAAGGCGCCCAUAGCGGAGCUGCAACUUCAUGAUGAAUCCUUCGAAACCUCCCCUCCAAUGUCCGAGAACUCCACGUCCACUAUUGCUCCGUCGGAAACCGCCGAUGUUGCUUAUGUAGACGCUCCGGCGAUUUACCAACAAGACGGUCGAAAAGACUUGGAAGAUGCUCUGAGAUUAGAAGCCUUCCAUUGGCCCCGCCUGAUUUUUCCUCCGCUAAAGCGGAGUGGCCAUAUAAUUCUAGACAGUUGCACUGCGGAAGGUAACAUCGCGCGCAUGACAGUCCCAAAAUCACAAGGCAAGCAGCCUUACUAUGACGCUCGCAAGUCUGAAUGGGGCGACAUCUUCCCGCAUGAGCCGAAAAAUCGCCCACAAAUUCGUCACCAACCUACAACGGCCAAACGUCAAGGAGGCAAGGCCCCUGCCACAGGGGCUGGCAUCGGAAAGCGCAGUUCAAAAUUGUCUGCUGACUCCUACUCCCACUUAACAAACGAGGUGACAUUAGAGAAGAAGAAGAUGCGAAGAGAGAGACGUCGUUCACAAAAGGCCGUUUGA
Molecule: messenger RNA, 1605 nt
Organism: Heterobasidion irregulare TC 32-1
Lineage: Eukaryota; Fungi; Basidiomycota; Agaricomycetes; Russulales; Bondarzewiaceae
Exons: 7
Coding region: 1-1605 (534 amino acids)
Biological process (GO): translation
Cellular component (GO): mitochondrial small ribosomal subunit
Molecular function (GO): structural constituent of ribosome; methyltransferase activity
Source: RefSeq, a predicted model, not a curated record